This is a messenger RNA of Daphnia carinata, 9343 nucleotides long. RefSeq lists its product as uncharacterized. Lineage: Eukaryota; Metazoa; Arthropoda; Branchiopoda; Diplostraca; Daphniidae. Gene Ontology annotation, biological process: DNA-templated transcription; signal transduction. The record is from RefSeq and is a predicted model, not a curated record. Gene Ontology annotation, molecular function: DNA binding; protein binding; DNA-directed RNA polymerase activity.
UUUUAUUCAGUUGCCAAGCUGACUCGGUCUAGAGAGGAAGCCAGUGAUCGUGCCUCUCUCAUUCCUAAAGGAUAUAUUAAAGUGUCUUGUUGUUUUUUUUUUCUUCGGUGCGUGUCGGCGGCCAAUCAGUAGCGAGCAGCACGUGCGCAUUCAGUUUAUCAUCAUAUCCUCUUCUUGGUAAUCAAAACAACAAGAAGAAGGAACCCGAAAGCUUCAGAAAUCCAGCCUUUCAUAAGGAAAAGGGAGAAAGAAGAUACUGUGCCACUUGACUCGCCGGAAGUGGGGGCUGGGUUGCCAACAGGACAAAAAAGAAUUUUUGGCAAAACAAAACAAAAACAAAAAAAGAAGACAAUGGGAGAUAUAGGGCAUUUGAUAUGAGCUGAUAGUGCCUGGAAGCUCUCUUUCUCUCUCUCUUUGAUUUGGAGAGGGGGCAAAUGAGAGAAAAACGGGAGAAAGAGAUGUGCGAGUGUAGUAAGCGGCACCUGCAGCGGAACGGCGGGCAAUUGACGGGCAAUAACAUCGUCCUCGGAGCAUCGGCAGAGCACGUCAAUGGCUACAUCAAGCACGUCAUGCGCCAUCACAAAGGAAGAGGAGGUCACUGCCCACCAAUCAACCGCACUGCAGCCACUCCCGUCCGCCACCAGGCCAGCAACAAAAUCAUGUCCGAAUUUCCGGGUGAAAGUCAAACGAUGAGCGGCAUCGGUUCCGACAUGACGGCCACAGCGGACGGCGCGCUGGUGAACGGAAUGAGUUCGGGCGGAAGCAGCACGACGACAGCCAGUGGGCGCAGUUCGGCCGCGUCACAGCAGCAGCCGCCGCAAGGCGACGUGGCGGCCAUGAUCGAGAAUUUCCAGCACAAGAAGAGUGGCGCUAGUAGCCACAGCACAGCGUCGAUGCUGAACCGCAUCAAUCAUCACCAGAGCAGCAACAUUACAGUGCCCGGCACGGGUGCCACCGCAUCGAUGGUUGUCACCUCCGGCUCGCCGGGCACGACCCUCCUCAUUGGCAACACGAACCCGACGCAACAGCAAGUCGUGUCCUCCACAUCGUCAUCCACCAGUAGUUCACGUGUCAAACGCUCUUCUCAGGUGAUGCAUCAUUCGAUGUCUUCGAGCGAGAUUUCAUCCAGCAACAAGCACAGCAGCACGUCCAGCAAGAUGAGCACACAAGAGCUCACUUCUAAUUUAUCUGAACUCAAGUCCAGUAUGUCCGAAAUGAAGUCCAGUCUGUCCUCGCACCUGGUGGCCGCUGCCAACGCCGCCGCUCAAUCGUCUGCUAAAUUCCCAUCGGCCGGACUCCUUCAAGGGUCACUGGAAGGAUUGAACAUGGUGAAUGCCGAUGGAACAGAUUUAGCCAUCGUCGAUGUGGAUCACGACUUUGGUGUGGUAGCCAAUCCGGCCGGCUGUUUGGCCACCCUCAACAACAACAACAUCAACAGUGCGAAUUGCGCCGGCAAUGGCGGCAAAUCAUCCGAAAUGAAAUUCGAACAGACGCGAGUUGCGUCGGCCACGUCGACCAAGAUCACGCACGGCGACGGCUACAGCAGCGAAGAAGCUACGGCCAACGCCUCGCACAGCCGACGCUUGCAAGCCGACGGCCUUCAUUACGAAGAGUCGGGCCAAGCGGCCGCUAUGAAAGCGCGCCUCGAAAUGGAUGGUGUCACAGCCGAGAAAGCCGCCGCAGUUAAACAGGAACAGAGAUCGUUAAAGGCCGGCGACGUGUCGCAACAAGAAAGUAGGACGACAGCAGCUGCCAGCAUGAAACUCACAACAGACAAUUUCAGUGCCGAAAAGGUUGCCAUGGCCACCCAGCAGCAGAAGCAAACUGUUACAUCAUCCGGCCGCUUCAAUCAAGAACGCCACGCUGCGGCUUCAUCUCAAUCUAAAUUAACCAUUAACGCCAAAUCCGUCCGUAAAGAAUUGUCCGUCGUAUCGUCAUCUCAGAUGAACGGAACACUGGUCUCGUUAGAGGAUGCCGAUCUGAUGUCAUCCUUGCCUUCCCUAGACGACUUGGACAUCUUGGACUCGUCGUCCGACCCAGCUGAUGUGGAACAAGCCAAAGCCAAAUACACGGGCGCCAUGUCGAGUUGUGUAGAGCGGCUCAAAGAGAUGGCGUUGCAGAAGAAACAGAGCCACAUGAUGCCCAUCUAUCUCGACAGAGUCAGUCAAAUGGUCGGAAAGGCCUGGGCUGUUCCGGCGCCACACGGACAAUCCCUGGCUUCUUCCCUCUGCGACGUCCUGCGUGACAACGGCGGCCUGGAUGUUCUCAUCAACAACUGCGUGUCCAACGACAGCAAUAUUCAACUGUCGAGCGCCCGUCUUCUAGAACAAUGCCUGACGCAAGAGAACCGCGAGUACGUCGUCGAGUGCGGUCUCGAUAAGGUAGUGUCGGUGGCGUGCGGCUGUACGGAGUCGUCGGCCCAGGUGGACCAAUCGAGAGUCGGCACGGGCUUACUGGAGCACCUGUUUCAGCACAACGACGUGACGUGCAGCGAAGUGGUGAAGCUGGGCGGUUUAGACGCCGUCGUGCGAGAAUGUCGCCGAUCGGACGUGGAAAUCCUGCGCCACUGCGCCGGCGCCCUGGCCAAUUUGUCCCUGUACGGAGGGGCCGAGAACCAGGAAGCCAUGAUUAAGCGGCAAGUGCCCAUGUGGCUCUUCCCGCUGGCCUUCCACACGGACGACAACAUCAAGUACUACGCCUGUCUCGCCAUUGCCGUCCUAGUAGCCAACAAGGAAAUCGAAGCUGCCGUACUCCAGUCGGUGACUUUGAAUUUGGUCGAACCAUUCGUCUCGACCCACAAUCCCUACGAGUUCGCCAAUACGGUGGCAGCUACAUGGCAACAUCACGCCCGUCGUGGACUUGGCCAGUCCAAAAACUGGCUCAGGCGAUUGGUGCCCGUUUUGAACUCGAAGAGAGAAGAAGCCCGAAACCUGGCCGCCUUCCACUUUUGCAUGGAAGCUGGAAUCAUCCAAAAGAGCCAAGGCAGCACGGACAUUUUCUGCGAAAUCGGUGCCAUUGAACCGCUCAAGUCGGUAGCCUCGUCGCCUAACGCCAUCGCAUCCAAGUACGCGGCUCAGACGCUCCGCUUGAUCGGCGAGGAGGUGCCACACAAACUGAGCCAACAGGUGCCUCUCUGGUCCGCCGAGGACGUUCGCGAGUGGGUACGCCAGAUCGGCUUUCCUGACCACUGCGAAAGCUUCGCCGACGUCUGUAAAGUAGACGGAGAUCUUUUACUCCAGCUCAACGAAGAGAUGCUCCGCGACGACAUUGGAAUGCGAAAUGCCAUACUGCGGAAGCGUUUCAUGCGGGAGUUGGCCAUUCUCAAAAAGAUGGCGGAUUACAGCAGCUGCGACAAAUCGAGUCUCAACGAUUUCCUGCAGUCACUUGAUCCUGCAUUUUGUGCGUAUACUUACUCGAUGCUCAACGCCGGAGUGGACAAGAAGAGCCUGCGCCUCUUGUCUGAAGAACAGUUGCUAACGGAAUGUGGCAUAAUCAAUUCGAUCCACCGACAGCGCAUCUUUGACGCCAUCCGCUGUGAGAACGGCAUCUACGACUACCUUGACAAUAAGCCGCUCGACGCUUUCAUCAGUUACCGGCGAUCCACCGGAUCCCAAUUGGCCAGUUUACUUAAAGUUCACCUUCAGUUGAGGAAUUUUACUGUCUUCAUCGAUGUCGAGCGCCUAGAAGCGGGCAAAUUCGACAACAAUCUCUUACAGUCCAUCAGCCAAGCCAAGUACUUCUUGUUGGUACUGACACCUAACGCGCUUGAUCGUUGCCUGGGCGAUGACGAACGCAAGGAUUGGGUCCAUCGAGAGAUUGUUGCCGCCCUCGAAUCCAACUGCAAAAUCAUCCCAAUUAUUGACAACUUUCAAUGGCCAUUGCCUGAAGAUCUCCCCGAAGACAUGCGGGCUGUGUGUUACUUUAACGGCGUCAGAUGGGUCCAUGACUAUCAGGAUGCUUGCGUGGACAAACUGGAUAAAUUCAUGCGAGGAGAUACCUUCGGCAAAGGAGGAGACCACAUCCACGGCCGACGACUCCCAGAUGGAAUGUUGACACCAUCGUACACACCUGGAUCGGCGUCGAUUCUGCAGCCGGGCGCCGGCUUAAUGAGUCGCAACUGCAAUAAUGGGAACGGCGGUCAGCCGGUGCCCUACCAAAGGCAAGGAAGCAACGAGAGCGGCAAAGGCAGCUACUCGUCCGACAAAGAAAUGGGCGGCAUCGGAAGUAACGGAUUCUGCAAUGGGGUCGGUGGCGGAGGGGGAGGAGGAGCUAUCUCGGUAGCUAACCCGGUAGCUCUUCACAGAAGCCAUCUUCGAGCUGUUUCUCCUAGUUGUGCUCAACGUAGUCCCAGUCCGAGUCGAUCACCUCUUCAACAACAACAACAGCAACACGGUCCUGGUCAAUGGCAGAAGCGUCUAUUAUUGAGGGGCUCGGCCGGGGAGCGCGCGGCCAGUCCAUCUCGUUCCAUUUCUCCUCGUCCCAUUCCCAUUAGUCCACUUGUUCAGCGUCGAAUCUCGGCGGGACAACAUUUGCCGGCGCCUUUCUUCAAUCACGCUCGCAACGGAUGGGUGACGCCCAUUGGGUCCCUACCAGCGGGCGUUCCGAGGUCCCGCAGCCUGGACACUGGUCUGUGCCAUGAUGCCCAGUUGGAUCACAGCCCCAAUCAUCCGCCGCAAAUCAACGAGGUCGUCAUUCCUGAUACUAGUGACUCUGAAGAGCACGACGAUGUGAUUGAAUCGCCGCCCGUACGAACCGAGCCACCCGUUCGACCCAAUACGUUGUUUAUGAAGUCGCCAUCUCCGCCCGUAGUCGUUGUCCAGCAACCCAGUCCGACGACUGAGCGUCCCAGCCGCAGGGAUCGUGCACAAGUGGUCAGAACCAAGUCCAAAGCGGCUCAGACCAUUGUAGCGGCCAUCAACCAGGCGGCUGGAGCGCGAAAAACUCCUCGACGAUCACAAUCGACAACGGCCGACGAUGAAUCCCCAGAAGCUACGACACCUACCGGAUCCGCCAAAUUCGUUGAUCGAUGCGUCACCAAAAUGAAAACAUUGAUCAACAAAGCCAAAGUAAGCUUUGGAAUUGAGAGCCCUCAGCAAAUACAACAGCAAGCCCAUAUGCAAGUUGUAGCACAAAAUUUGUACAAUCGUGAUUCUUCCCGAACACCUGUGCAAUAUGGAAUGCUCGAUAGGCGAAUGGGGAUGAGUGUUAAAGAUGCCAAAUGUGAGACCUGUGGUAAAGGCCUGACAGAAUGUGUAGGACAUUUUGGUUACAUAGAUUUGGAACUUCCAGUUUUUCACGUUGGUUAUUUCAAAGCAGUAAUAACUGUACUGCAAACAAUUUGCAAGACAUGCUCAUUUGUUCUGCUUAAUGACAAGAUGAGGAAAAUUUAUAGAGGAAAAUUAAGGAACACAAAGAUUCCUUAUCUGACUAAGAAAGCAUUGAGGAAGCAAAUUCAAGAAGGGUGCAAAAAAGUAACUCGCUGCCCUCACUGCAAUGAUCUCAAUGGUAUGGUAAAAAAGUGUGGCAUGUUGAAGAUUUCACAUGAAAAAUUUAGAAGUGUCAAGAAAGAUAAUGCCAUUCUGAAUGAACAGCUGGUAGCAUAUGAAAAUGCUGUACAGUUCAACAAAGAAAUAGAACCAAUGAUUUCAUGUGGUCUCAUCAACAUGCUCAGUCCACUGGACAUUCUUCAUUUGUUUGAACGAAUUCCUGAUGAAGACAUUCAAUUUCUCUUGAUGAACCCGGAACAUGGUCAUCCCAAGGAUAUGAUCCUGACCCGCGUGCCCGUCCCGCCAGUUUGCAUCCGACCUUCUGUAGUGUCAGAUUUAAAGGCAGGAACAAAUGAAGAUGACUUGACUAUGAAACUUACAGAAAUUAUUUUCUUGAACGACGUGAUAGUUAAGCACCGUCUCAUGGGUGCUAAAAGUCAGAUGAUUAUGGAAGAUUGGGACUUUUUGCAGUUACAAUGUGCUCUAUACAUCAAUAGUGAACUAUCUGGCAUUCCCCUAAACAUGCAACCUAAAAAACCCUCCCGUGGUCUAGUUCAACGUCUUAAAGGCAAACAAGGAAGGUUUCGUGGAAAUCUUUCAGGAAAGCGUGUCGAUUUCUCGGGUAGAACGGUCAUUUCACCCGAUCCAAAUUUGCGGAUCGAUCAAGUGGGAGUUCCAGAAUUGGUUGCCAAAAUUUUGACUUUCCCUACUCGUGUGAACGAAGCAAACAUUGAGCUCAUGAGGAAGUUAGUCAAAAAUGGAGCAGACGUCUAUCCCGGCGCCAAUUAUCUUCAAGAGAAAGACUCAGAUUUCAAAAAGUUCUUGAAAUAUGGAAACCGCGAUAGUAUAGCCCGCAAUCUGAAGUUAGGUGAUUUGAUUGAAAGGCAUAUGAUGGAUGAAGAUAUAGUCCUUUUCAAUCGCCAACCAUCUUUGCACAAGCUAUCUAUUAUGUGCCACAGGGCAAAGGUUUUACCUCAUCGUACUUUCCGCUUUAAUGAAUGCGUCUGUACGCCCUACAAUGCAGAUUUUGAUGGAGAUGAAAUGAAUCUCCAUCUUCCCCAAACAGAAGAAGCCCGAGCUGAAGCUUUGAUACUUAUGGGAAAUAAGUCCAAUUUAGUAUCACCACGCAAUGGCGAAUUGUUGAUAGCAGCAAUUCAGGAUUUCAUCACCGGGGCGUAUCUACUGACUUUAAAGGAUGCAUUCUUUGAUCGAGCCAAAACCUGUCAAAUGGUUGCAUCAAUGCUUACGGCUCAUGAGGUGAAUAUGGUCAUCAAGCUUCCUCCUCCUUGCAUUCAAAAACCGGCUCUUUGGUCAGGAAAACAGAUUUUUAGUCUUAUUCUUCGACCCAACCCCGGAAAUCGCGUUAAGGUCAAUUUGAGAACCAAAGGAAAAGAGUACUCGAAAAAAAAUGAGGAGUUUUGCAUCAACGACGGAUUUCUUUUGGUUCGGAAUUCCGAGGUGCUAGCCGGUUGCGUCGAUAAAUCUACAAUUGGCUCCGGUUCAAAAAUCAACAUAUUUUACGUGUUACUACGUGACUACGGAGUGGAUUUCGCCAUCCAGGCUAUGUGGAAACUCUGUCGUGUAGCUUCUUAUUACAUGAUGAACCGAGGAUUUUCCAUCGGCAUUGGAGAUGUUACACCUGGCAAAGCAUUGCUGAAAGAGAAGCAAAUACUUUUGGACAAUGGUUACGCGAAGUGCGACGAAUACAUUCGUCUUCUCACCAUAGGUCAACUGCCUUGCCUUCCUGGUUGCAAUGAAGAAGAGUCAUUAGAAUCGAAAAUAUUAAAAGAACUUUCUGGAAUUCGUGACCAGGCCGGAGAGGUUUGUAAAAAAGAGUUGCAUCCAAGUAAUAGCCCGUUAGUCAUGUCCAAAAGCGGGUCCAAAGGAUCGUACAUUAAUAUAUCCCAAAUGAUUGCCUGUGUCGGCCAGCAAGCGUUGAAUGGCAAACGAGUUCCUAAUGGUUUUGAAGAUCGUAGUUUGCCACACUUUAAGCGGCAUUCCAAGAUUCCCGCUGCUAAAGGAUUUGUCUCAAACAGUUUCUAUUCGGGGCUGACGCCUACAGAAUUCUUUUUCCACACAAUGGGUGGACGUGAGGGUCUAGUAGAUACUGCCGUAAAAACUGCCGAGACUGGGUACAUGCAACGAAGACUUGUUAAGUCGUUGGAAGAUCUGUGUUGCCAAUACGAUUCGACCGUAAGAAAUUCUACCGGUGAGAUCAUUCAGUUUGUUUAUGGAGGCGAUGGUUUGGACCCCACCUACAUGGAAGCCAAAGAUCGCCCUGUGGAUUUUCAAAGAGCUCUUGUUCACAUCAAAGCAGCGUCCCCUUAUGCCGAUGAAGAUCCGUCAGAUCACAUUGAAUUACAACAAGCUUUUAAUACUAUUAUGGAGACGGAUGCCUUCAAAUCACUUGGGGUCGACUUCAAACAUGAACUUAGAAUUUUUGUGGAGGAUCAAGUCAGACGUAUCCGUAAGGUACGGGAGCGUUAUAAGAUGGAAGGUCGGCCACUAUUAACUGUAGAAAAACACUUGGAGCGCAUAACCGUUGGUCAACUAGUAGAGUUCUGUGAAUUUUGCAAAGAGAAGUAUCAUGGUGCAAAAAUCGAACCGGGCACGGCUGUCGGAGCCCUUUGCGCGCAGAGCAUUGGCGAACCGGGUACUCAAAUGACAUUAAAGACUUUUCACUUCGCUGGUGUGGCAUCCAUGAACAUCACACAGGGAGUUCCUAGGAUUAAGGAAAUCAUUAACGCCUCAAAGGCCAUUAGUACACCAGUUAUCUCCACCCAACUCCUAAUUGAUAACGACCCAGAAUAUGCGCGACGAGUAAAAGGAAGGAUAGAAAAAACCAUGCUCGGAGAAGUGACGGAAUAUUUCGAAGAAGUAUAUCUGCCUGAUGACUGUUUCAUGUUGAUUAAAUUAGACAUGAAUCGAAUUCGCUUGCUGAAACUUGAGGUGGAUGCAAAUUCUAUCCAGUGGAGCCUCUGUACUUGUAAACUGAAAAUAAAACCAGCUUUCAUCAAAGUCAUCAGUGAAACAAUAGUCAUUGUUAAGCCCGCUCCAUCUGUAAAAUCGUCAAUGUAUCAUGUCAUGCAGUUCCUCAAGGAACAAUUGCCUAAGGUCGUUAUAAAGGGUUUACCAACUGUUAGCCGAGCUGUCAUCAAUAUCGACGAUACAAGGAAACCGCCCAGGUAUUAUUUGCUUGUAGAGGGUGACAAUAUGCGCGAAGUGAUGGCGACCUACGGCGUCCAAGGAACGUCAACUACUUCUAACAAUAUCUUGGAAGUUUUCAGCACCUUGGGUAUUGAAGCUGCCAAGGCAACAAUUGCCAAAGAAAUUCAGUAUACAAUGGAAAGUCAUGGCAUGAGUGUCGAUCGCCGACAUGUUGCCUUGUUAUCCGAUCUAAUGAGUUGUCGUGGUGAAAUCUUGGGCAUCACCAGGAAUGGUUUGGCUAAAAUGAAGGAGUCCGUUUUGAUGCUGGCGUCGUUUGAGAGAACUUCCGAUCAUUUAUUCGAUGCAUCUUAUUAUGGCCAAGAGGACGAAAUCACUGGCGUAAGCGAGUGCAUUAUUAUGGGAAUACCAAUGUCGAUUGGAACAGGGGCUUUCAAGUUACUGCAUAAAACGGGGAAUACUAUUCCGCCAAAACCAAGGUCACUUAUUUUUGAUGUACCAGAAUAUCACGUACCAAGGGUAUAAACUCUGAAGUUAAUAAUCACGGAAUCUCAGUAUUAUGUUAAACGAGGAACUGUUGAAUUUUGAAUUAAACUUUGUGUUCUUAGUACAGGAGUCGCAUCUGAUUAAGCCACCAAUGUAACAACUGGUUAUAAAAAUCUAUCCUUGUUGGUAUAUAUAUGUUUUUUUUU